Closterium sp. Naga37s-1 is the source of this 1731-nucleotide messenger RNA. The record is from the annotation of a GenBank genome assembly. Lineage: Eukaryota; Viridiplantae; Streptophyta; Zygnematophyceae; Desmidiales; Closteriaceae.
AUGGAGUGUGCGAGACCUUCAACUCGAACUGAUCGUUCUCUUGCCUUCACGCCCCUACGCCAUGCCCUUGCAGACCCGUGCACCACCAUGGUGUGCGACGCCCAUGCCUCGUGCGUCAAGGAGGUGGGCCAGCUGGCCACGUGCGUCUGCAACUGGGGCUUCGCCAUGACGCCCGACCAAGGCUGCGUCGACACGUGCACGCUGAAGGCCUGUGUGGACGGCACGUGCAGCAAGGACAGCGUGACUGGGGCGGCCGCCUGCUCCUGUGACGCCGAGGCUGGCUUCAAGCUGCAGCUUGACGGCAGGACGUGCAAGGGUACGUGGAAGGCAGGACGUGCAAGGGUACGUGCUGAAUAUGCUGCGAGCUGCUGUGACGUGUGCAUCAUCGAGGGCUGUGAGGUCAAAGACGCCAAUUCCAAGUGUGUGAGGAAUCUGGACGUGGCCCACUGUGAAUGCAAGACCACCUUCCAGCUGUUCCAGGGCGUAUGCACUGACACGUGUGUGGUGAAGGCGUGUGAUGGCGCGUGCACCCAUGACGCCGACGGAGCGGCAUCCUGCCAUUGUGACGCCGACGCUGGCUUGGUACUGCUGGAGGACGGCAGGACGUGCAAAGAUGUGUGCGUCAUCAAGGACUGUGAAGGCAGUGAUGCCAAUUCCACAUGUGUCAAGAAUGGCAUCGUCGCAACCUGUAUCUGCAAGACUGGAUUCGAGAUGUUUGAGGGCAAAUGCACUGACACGUGUGAGGUGAAGGCGUGUGUGGAUGGCACGUGCAGCAAGGACGUCAAAGGAACGGCAUCCUGCCAUUGUGACGCCGACGCUGGCUUGGUUCUCCUGGAGGACGGCAGGGCAUGCAAAGAUGUGUGCAUCAUCAAGGACUGUGAAGGCAGUGAUGCCAAUUCCACGUGUGUCAAGAAAGGCAUCGAUGCAACCUGUGUCUGCAAGACUGGAUUCCAGCUGUUUGACGGCAAAUGCACUGACACAUGCGAGGUGAAGGCGUGUGUGGAUGGCACGUGCACCAAGGACGUCGACGGAGCGGCAUCCUGCCAUUGUGACGCCGACGCUGGCCUUGUUCUGCUGGAUGACAUGCGCACGUGCAAAGACGUGUGCGUCGUCGAGGACUGUGAGGGCAAGGACGCCAGUUCCAUGUGUGUGAGGAAUCGGGACGUGGCUCACUGUGAAUGCGUGAUCAAAUACGAGCUGUUUGAGGGCAAAUGCACUGACACGUGCAAGGUGAAGGCGUGUGUCAAUGGCUUGUGCCGCCAGAACAGCAUCACUGGAGCAGCAUCCUGCCAUUGUGAUGCCGACGCUGGGUUUGUACUGUUGGAGGACGACAGGACGUGCAAAGUCGUCUCCUAUUUCCAGAACUUUGUCGUCUUCAUUCUUCAUCUCUGUUUCACCCUCCGUGCAGAUGUGUGCAUCAUCAAGGACUGUGAAGGCAGUGAUGCCAAUUCCACGUGUGUCAAGAAUGGCAUCGUUGCAACCUGUGUCUGCAAGACUGGGUUCAAGCUGUUUGAGGGCAAAUGCAUUGGUAUGCUUGCCCUUCCUGCCACCACCCCUCUCCUGCCGGCUCAGGGGCUGCCUCUCGACGUGCGUGAGGAGGCUGGACGGGAUUCCCUUCUGCAUUUGCAACAAGGGGGUCCCGCUGACCACCAAGGCUUGCGUUGCUUAUCUCUUGCAUAUUCAUCUACUUGUUCGUCUCCCCCUUCAUCAGGCAAGGUGCCCUCAGCAUAG